Molecule: messenger RNA, 6377 nt
Organism: Poecile atricapillus (Black-capped chickadee)
Lineage: Eukaryota; Metazoa; Chordata; Aves; Passeriformes; Paridae
Gene: COBLL1
Product: cordon-bleu WH2 repeat protein like 1
Exons: 14
Coding region: 210-3941 (1243 amino acids)
Molecular function (GO): actin monomer binding
Source: RefSeq, a predicted model, not a curated record
GCGGGGCUGGGUGAGGUGAGGUGAGAGCGAGGGGGCAGCUCGGGUCGGAGAGGCCGGUGCCGUGCGCGUCCGGCUGUGAGGUGCGGCGCUUGGCAGGCGGCCAGCGGCGAGAGGCGGCUCCCCAGCGGCGAGGGCGAGCGUGCUCCCGUGCCCCUUCCCGGGCUCCUGCGGCGGGGGGAGGCGGAAGCCCCGGGCGGCACCGCGGGCAGAUGGAGCGGCCGUUAAACGGCUGCGGGAGCGGCGCCUCCACCGCACCUCGGCCGCUUCCCCUGGCAGGGGCUGCAGGACCGGCCCGUCCGGCCGCCGCCCUCCCUGGCCGUGCCCGAGCGAGCAGCGGCUGCAGCGCCGGCCCCGAGCCGCGGGCAGUUCACGCAGGGACGAGCCGCAGCCCGCCCGCCGGCUUUGCCGUCCCGGUGCCUCUGCCGGACUGCAGCGCUGCCGGCGCGGGACCUGCCGGGUGCACGGCGCUGCCGGGAUCGGCGCCUCCGGCAAAUCCCUGCAGGUCGGCACUUGCCGGUCGGAGCAUCCUUAGAAGAAAAUCUAAAGCACCACCUCCUCCACCUGAAACAAAAUCCAUUGCUGUUUCUCCGUUUAACACAGAGCCAACCAACCUCAUCAUGGAACAGAAAGAGAAUGUAAUUGAUAAAGAUAUUGAGUUAUCAGUGGUCCUGCCAGGAGAUGUGAUCAAGUACACUACAGUUAAUGGGAGGAAGCCCAUGAUGGACUUGCUGAUCUUUCUCUGCGCACAGUAUCAUUUAAAUCCAUCAAGUUAUACCAUAGAGUUGGUAUCAGCAGAAAAUAGCCAGAUUAAAUUCAAACCCAACACGCCAGUGGGAAUGCUUGAAGUGGAAAAGGUGAUUGUAAAGGCAAAACAAAUGGAUAAGAAGAAACCUGCUCCAGUUAUACCAGAGCAAACAGUAAGGGUAGUGAUAAACUACAAGAAGACACAGAAAACAGUAGUAAGAGUUAGUCCACAUUCACCCCUUCAAGAACUCGUACCAAUUAUCUGUAGCAAAUGUGAGUUUGAUCCUUCACACACGCUGCUACUGAAGAGUUACCAGUCACAAGAACACCUUGAUAUGACAAAAUCUCUUAAUGAGCUCGGACUACGAGAACUGUAUGCCAUGGAUGUCAGUCAAGCUGCAUCACCAGUUGAUUUAAAUUUACCAUCUUUUCAAGGCUCCUACCAAUCUGAAAACAUAGAUGUUCUCAAGGAGAAAGAAAACAAAGGAUUUUUCAGCUUUUUUCAAUGGAACAAGAAGAAAAGAGAACAAGCUGCCAGUGCCCCAGCAACUCCAUUGAUGAGCAAGCCAAGGCCAACAUUUAUCACGAGAUCUAACACUAUCAGCAAGCAGUACGACUCAAACACUCUGCCAGCUGAGAUGCCAAAGAAACGGAGAGCUCCUUUGCCGCCCAUGCCGAACUCUCAGAGUGCUCCCCAGGAACUUGCACGAGCCCAGGCCAGACCUACAUCUGAUAUUGUGAAAUCUAACAGCUUUGAUAGGAAUGAACAGGCCCCUCUGGGAUUAGUGCGGAAAGGCUCCCUGCCGCUCAGUGACACUGCUUCCGUGAACUCCUCUCUACGCAGGAUGAAGCGCAAGGCGCCCUCACCACCCUCUAGAGCACCAGAAGAUCAAAGUGAAAGCAAUAAUGAGCCUGUAACGGAGUCAACAGAAUCAGCCUCCACUAAAGCGGAAGGAAGAGCCACUGAAAUGCAGCCUGAAACAGAUGUGCACAACCUGGAAGAAAUUGAUGAAAGGGAAGAGAUAGGUGUGCAACAGGGAGAGGACAGUGGAAGUACCAAUACCUCUCCUGGGAUAGGAGAGGUUACUGAAGCCUUCAGCUCUGCUGAGGUACCACUGGAAAAUGACAAAAAUGAUCCUGCUUCAUCAGCUCCUGUUCCUGGCAGUGUUCCCACAGACAACUUGCAGAGCUUCAAGGAAGAAAAACAAGAAAAUAUGAGCACAGAUGGCAAAGGACUACAGACUAAAAUAAGCAGUGAGGACAAUGGAUUUCAAACAGACAGGAAGCUUAAAAUUUUAGAUCAAAAUAAAACUGAUGAUCACAGUGAUACAAAACUCCUUCCAGCAACAGAAGAAGGGAAAGAACUUGAGACAGCUGAAAUUAAAACAGUAGAUUUUAGAGAAAAUAACAAGCUUGAAGUUGACAGACUAUCAAACUGCCAGGCAUGUAAAAAUGACAUCUCUGUAAGUCAUAGGAAUUAUCCUCAACUGAUUUCAGAAAAGCAAGAUGACAAAACAAAUCAAACUGGCUUGGACACAGUGAAAACUCAGGAUGUUGGAAUCCAGACUUUGGAUAGCAAUUUGGGAAGGACUGCACAGAAGGAAAUGAUUGUUCCUCAGGGUGUUGAAUCAUCCACGUUUAGAGAGCUGGUCCCUCAACAUAACAGAGAGAAGAACAACUCCCUUGUUCAAGUGAUGCACAGAAUGCAUCAAGAGAGUGAAGAUACUUCAGUAGAACAAAGUCUUGAGACACGAGAAGUUACUCAUAAAAAAGUAAUUCCAAUAAAAGACCAGAGUCACAUCUGUAUAAAUGGCAGUGAUUUUGCUUCACGAGAAACAACUGCUGAAACUCCAGAUGACUCUCCUGUGAAAGGUCACCCUUUUUAUAGACAGGACACCAAACCUAAACCCAAACCUGCUAAUGAAAUUACAAGGGAUUACAUACCAAAAAUUGGGAUGACUACUUAUAAGAUAGUGCCUCCAAAAUUCUUAGAAAUGAUGAAGAGCUGGGAAUCAGAAGUUCUAUCAGAUCAUAAGGAUCAAGAGGUAUCUACUUUGGAAGACCCCAAAGAAUUAAUAGUGCAAAGGGAAAUUCAUCUGUCAAAAAGUGUGGGUCCUUUACAGGUUGGUUCACAAAAUGAAGCUGCAGCAGCAAAUGGUCAACUGCAGAGAGUGAACAACGUUUCUGAACAUAUUGUGACCUCUGGAGCUGACAUUACUACUGAGAGCAACCAGAUGGAAAGAGAGUCUUUCAAGCAGCGUGUCCCACUGAUGCUAAACUUGGAUAAUACAAAUGCUUCUUCUGAGACUCAGGACAAGUCAAAUGCAUUAAGUCCAUUAAGUCCUACAAUGAAGCCUAGUUCUUUUUAUCUGCAGAUGCAACGAAGAGCUUCAGGUCACUAUGUGACAUCUGCAGUUGCCAGAAGCACAGUUUGUGCUCCUAAUUCAAUUCAAAAUGAAGUUAAGAAUACAGAGAUGGGUAAAAAAAUCUCAUCGCCUGAUUUGACUUCUUUGGCUUUACAAAAAACAAGUAUUCCCUCUCCUCCUGCAGAUCAAGAAAACGCUGAUGAUGGAAAAAACACUGAAUCUUCCACUUCUCCUGUUAAAAGCAGUAAGCCUUUAAGUUUUCCCUCCUGUCCUCCAGCACCGUUGAAUCUAAAAACUCUCAGAACUUUUGCAGUUCCAAAGCCGUACUCCAGUUCAAGACCAUCCCCUUUUGCUCUAGCUGUCUCAUCUGCAGUCAAAAGGUCACAAUCAUUCAAUAAGACACGUACGAUCACUAGCCAGUCACCAAGAGAGGAAUUUCCAGUGGAACUCUCCUCUGUCCCUUUGGCAGCUGGAUUCUCCUCAGCUACCUCCGUGCCUGAAGUGAAAAGUCCUUCCUUACAGACCAUAACAGCGGGGUCACAAAAUAGUCAAAUGGAUAAGAAAGGCAGCCAUGUGCACAGUGAGCAGAAGAGUCAGGCGCAGUCAGGUGCUUCCCCUGACCACCCACACCCUGUCACUAAGAGACAAACCGCGAUGACGCUCCCGCGCGCUGACCCCGAACAGAUCCACCAGAGCUUGCUGGCUGCAAUCCGCUCUGGAGAAGCUGCUGCCAAAUUGAAAAGGGUUGGUCCUCCAUCAAACACCAUAGCUGUCAAUGGAAGAGCCAGGCUUAACCCUUUGCAUUCUACAGAAGCUAAGGCUAAUCCCUAGACAUUAUACCAAACAUUUUGCACUUUACUACUGCUUCAUAGGCCAACUUAAUACUAACUACAAAUUUUUGGAAGUGUAAAUGCAAGUAUAUGUUAAUAUAUUUUUGUCAACAGUUAUAACAAUGUCAGGCUGGGUCUUUUGAUGCCUUUAAAAGAUUAUUAGAAUAUGUAAAUUAUAGUAAUAAUUUGCCUUUUUCUCUUUAUAAAGGUGACUAUGCUGCUAAAAAGUUUUAAGACGAGGUGUAGGUGAACUUUGCUUAUGAUAGAAUGAGAAUUGAAGAUUCUUGAUUUUAGCCUUCAAGACUGAACAAUAUGUAGCACUAUGCUGAAAUUACAGAUUGGAAGCCAGCUAAAAGUUUUAAAUCAAAUAAUUAAUUUUUGAUUGUGUAUUACUUUAACAGAUUGUAUGAACUUAAAUCUACCACAUGCUGCCUCCAUAUUACUUCAUUAAAUUAAAAUUGUGAUUAUUAGAAAUCUUAAUUCAAUGCAAUACUUUGUUUCUGUCUUAAAAAAUAGAUGUUUUUGUUCCUUUAGCAGAGAGUAAUUGGGAUAUGUAUUUUGAUUUUUAUUUUUUUUUUUUUUACUCUCCUGUAAUUUUUUUUCCUAGUAGCGUGCACACACAAAAAAUCAGGACAUAAAUUAUUGGAAACUUUUGUACUAUUCAAAACCUUUUCUUAACAGUAGCACUACAUGAUGUUUCUUAACUGCUCUUUAAAUAUCUGUAUAUAUAUUUACCUAGCAUCAGAUAAGCAAUAAGUAGUCAUCAACAUAUAGUCACUUACUAGUACAAAACAAAUUCCAAUUUUGAUACUUAAUGAAAUAGAAUAUUUUUUUCACUGCAAGUAUGACUAAAAAAUGAGCUGCUUUGGACUUAUUCCUACAAAAUAUUUUAAUCUUAAAACAGCACAAAAACACAUAAAUCAUGCUUGUAUCAGAGAACAUCUAUUUAUAGAUUAAGCAUUAAAUACCAAAAUGGGAAUAUAUAUUAAAAGAAAAUGUUUCAUGUUAUAUUUUAUCUAUUUUGAGUUUCUUGUAAAGAUUAUACAUUUUUGGGGAGGGAGUGGAAAUAUGAUCAUAUUCGUGAUGAAAUAGCUACAUUAGGGAUGCAUGCAGCAAUUAUUGCCAUAUUAAAAUAUUUUUUUGCUGGACUUGAUCUAAAAUUAAGCAAUUAUAUUUAGUUUCUAUUCUUUAACAAUAUAUAUUUUGUACUUUAGAAACACUAUGUAACUCAGUUUCAGAAACUGAUCUUUAUGUGCAUUUUCAAAUUGUUUGCUGCCAGGUUUUUGUGCAAUAAUCUCAAAGAGGUCUAAUUACUUUCCUAGUACAGAGUCAAUUACCAGUUUCAAGUUAUGGUGUUAACUUAAUGCUGAAACCCUUUAAUGAAUGUUUUAGUAAAUAAAAAUUCAUAAAGAGAUCCGAUGAACAUUUUUUUCAUUGCUGUUCUCUCCUGUUUUCUCUCCUGUAUCUUAGUCCCUUGCCAAUGUGUGUUACCACUUCCAUCUUCUCCUUGUUCUUGCCUCCAGUCAAGAGUUCGUUCCGAGGGUGGGGGAAGCUCACGUGUUAGUUCAAAAGACCUGUUUCAGGGUCUGACUGCAAAAGAAAUUUUCAACCUUCACUUGAAAAUAGUGAGAUAGAAGAUAUAGAUUUCUAGUUUCUAACUGGGGCUUACAUUCUAGAUUCCACUGUGUCUUGAGAGACAGACUUGAAAAUUGUAACUUGCUCCCUGGAUUCUUGUCUGUGCUCAUUGUGAUAUUUGGAGUCUGUGUUUUAGGCAUUCCUAUCCACCAUGCUGAUCUGUAUCUGCCAGAGAAGGGGAUGCACUUUGAAAAAGAGUCUCUUCCUUGUACUUUGGGUGUGUGGGGGUUACAGGGUUUUUUCCAAAUGUUGGUAUUCUCUGCUAAGGUGACCAAAGUUAUUUCAUAAAGCUUUUUUUAUCUCCAUCUGUGUUAAUACAAAUGUAUGUGAUGUUUCACUUCUUCAAACAAAUCAACAAAGUCCGUUUUUUUGUUUUGGGGAAAGUUUAAAUAACUGUACUUUGUUAUUUUCUUUAAUUUUGACUACAAAACUGUACUACUGUAUGUUUCUUAGUCCCAUAAAUUAAAAAUAAACUGCCUUUUCGUUUGAACUCCUGAAGGCAAAUAUCAUCUUAUGUGACAUAGAUUAAAACCAUCUUGCUUGAAUUUUAGGGUCUCUUCAUUGUGUAACUGAACUUGCUUAAUAACUAACUGAAAUGUCUACACAUGCUAUAUUACUGUGAAACUCUUCAAUGAGACUUUUUCUUACUAGCUGGCAAUUUUGUUUAGCAAAACUUUCUCUUUCCCUCUUCUUCCAACAUGUGUAUGUAUGAUAUUUUUUAAUCUUGCUAUUGUAUUUCUACAGAUGCUUUUUUUCUUACACUCUUUUAUUAAAGUCUACUAGAGAAACUCUUGUUGAUGAA